Messenger RNA from Lontra canadensis (Northern American river otter), 3144 nucleotides. It is a transcript of the gene SIDT2, whose product is annotated as SID1 transmembrane family member 2. The coding region runs from base 536 to 3109 and encodes 857 amino acids. NCBI's taxonomy places the organism in Eukaryota, Metazoa, Chordata, Mammalia, Carnivora, Mustelidae. The transcript has 28 exons. The record is from RefSeq and is a predicted model, not a curated record. Gene Ontology annotation, cellular component: membrane.
UCCCGGGAGUUGCGAGCUUGGGGGCCGCCGCGGCCGCCCGCCCUUAAAGGGCCCGCGCCCCGGAAAACGCGCGGUGCCGCGCCGCGCGGCGUCGGGUCGCUGCCACCUUUCACGCUCCUCACCCUCAGACCCUCCUCCCUUCCCGGCCGCCCCCGCCGCCGGCUUCCCUCCCUGCCUCCCUCCCUCCCCUUUCCCCGGCGUCUCCUAGCUCCCAGCAACCAGCCGCCCCCGGGCUCUCACGGCCCCGGCCGGAGGCCGCGGGGUCUCGGGGCCGCGCUCAGCCCCUCGCGAGCUGGUCCGUACCCCACACCCUCCCCUCCCUCUCCUGCUGCCCCUCCCCGCCGGGCCCCCUGGGAGCGUACCGGGCUCCGGGGAGGGGACGUUUCCUAAUCUCAGGCCGGGGUUAAAGUUCUGGUCCUGGUGAGAUGCUGGAAGCUGCGGCCAGAGCCGCAACCCGUCCCGGAGGAGUCCUGUCGCCUGUCGCCGUCCCCGCCACCGCCGCUGUCGCCGCCGCCACUGCCGCCUUGCCGGGGCCAUGUUCGCUCUGGGCUUGCCCUUCUUGGCGCUCUUGGUGGCCUCGGUCGAGAGCCAUCUGGGGGUUCUGGGGCCCAAGAACGUCUCGCAGAAAGACGCCGAGUUUGAGCGCACCUACGUGGAUGAGGUCAACAGCGAGCUGGUCAACAUCUACACCUUCAACCACACUGUGACCCGAAACCGGACAGAAGGCGUGCGUGUGUCCGUGAAUGUCCUAAACAAGCAGAAGGGGGCUCCUUUGCUGUUCGUGGUCCGUCAGAAGGAGGCUGUGGUGUCCUUCCAGGUGCCCCUAAUCCUGCGAGGGCUGUAUCAGCGCAAGUACCUGUACCAGAAGGUGGAGCGGACUCUGUGCCAGCCCCCCACCAAGAAUGAGUCCGAGGUCCAGUUCUUCUAUGUGGACGUGUCCACCCUGUCACCGGUCAACACCACCUACCAGCUCCGGGUCAGCCGGAUGGACGACUUUGUGCUCAGGACUGGGGAGCAGUUUAGCUUCAAUACCACGGCAGCCCAGCCCCAGUACUUCAAGUAUGAGUUCCCGGAGGGAGUGGACUCAGUGAUUGUCAAGGUGACCUCCAACAAGGCCUUCCCCUGCUCAGUCAUCUCCAUCCAGGAUGUCCUGUGCCCUGUCUAUGACCUAGACAACAACGUAGCCUUCAUCGGCAUGUACCAGACUAUGACCAAGAAGGCUGCCAUCACUGUGCAGCGCAAAGACUUCCCCAGCAAUAGCUUUUACGUGGUGGUGGUGGUGAAGACCGAAGACCAGGCCUGCGGGGGCUCCUUGCCUUUCUACCCCUUUGUAGAAGAUGAACCGGUUGAUCAAGGGCACCGCCAGAAAACCCUGUCAGUGGUGGUAUCUCGAGCAGUCACAUCGGAGGCCUAUGUUGGUGGUAUGCUCUUUUGCCUGGGCAUAUUUCUCUCCUUCUAUCUGCUGACCAUCCUCCUGGCCUGUUGGGAGAACUGGAGGCAGAGGAAGAAGACGCUUCUGGUGGCCAUGGACCGAGCCUGCCCAGAAAGCGCUUCUCUCCUUGGUCACCCUCGGGUGCUCGCCGACUCCUUCCCUGGCAGCUCCCCUUAUGAGGGCUACAACUACGGCUCUUUCGAGAACAGUUCCGGGUCCACAGACGGCCUGGGUGAUAGCACGGGCACCGGAGACCUGUCCUACAGCUACCAGGGGCACGACCAGUUCAAGCGGCGCCUCCCCUUUGGCCAGAUGCGGCAGCUGUGCAUUGCCAUGGAUCGCUCCCUCGACCCCGUGGGCACUCGGCCUCGCCUGGACUCCAUGAGCUCUGUGGAAGAGGAUGACUACGACACGUUGACGGACAUCGAUUCUGACAAGAAUGUCAUUCGCACCAAGCAAUACCUCUACGUGGCCGACCUGGCACGCAAGGACAAGCGCGUCCUUCGGAAGAAGUACCAGAUCUACUUCUGGAACAUCGCCACCAUUGCGGUCUUUUAUGCGCUUCCGGUGGUGCAGCUGGUGAUCACCUACCAGACGGUGGUGAAUGUCACUGGAAAUCAGGACAUCUGCUACUACAACUUCCUCUGCGCCCACCCGCUGGGCAACCUCAGCGCCUUCAACAACAUCCUGAGCAACCUGGGGUACAUCCUGCUGGGGCUGCUCUUCCUGCUCAUCAUCCUGCAGCGGGAGAUCAACCACAACCGGGCCCUGCUGCGCAACGACCUCUACGCCCUGGAAUGUGGGAUCCCAAAGCACUUUGGCCUGUUCUACGCCAUGGGCACAGCGCUGAUGAUGGAGGGGCUGCUUAGUGCCUGCUAUCACGUCUGCCCCAACUAUACCAACUUCCAGUUUGACACGUCGUUCAUGUACAUGAUUGCUGGGCUGUGCAUGCUGAAGCUGUACCAGAAGCGGCAUCCGGACAUCAACGCCAGUGCCUACAGUGCCUACGCCUGCCUGGCCAUCGUCAUCUUCUUCUCCGUGCUGGGCGUGGUCUUCGGCAAAGGGAACACAGCGUUCUGGGUCGUCUUCUCGGUCAUUCACAUCAUCGCCACCCUGCUCCUCAGCACACAACUCUACUACAUGGGCCGCUGGAAGCUGGACUCGGGGAUCUGCCGCCGCAUCCUCCACGUGCUCUACACAGACUGCAUCCGGCAGUGCAGUGGGCCCCUCUAUGUGGACCGCAUGGUGCUGCUGGUUAUGGGCAACAUUAUCAACUGGUCACUAGCUGCCUAUGGGCUCAUCAUGCGCCCCAAUGAUUUCGCCUCCUACUUGUUGGCCAUUGGCAUCUGCAACCUGCUUCUCUACUUCGCCUUCUACAUUAUCAUGAAGCUCCGCAGCGGGGAGCGGAUCAAGCUCAUCCCGCUGCUCUGCAUCGUGUGCACCUCCGUGGUGUGGGGCUUCGCGCUCUUCUUCUUCUUCCAGGGACUCAGCACCUGGCAGAAAACGCCCGCCGAGUCCCGGGAGCACAACCGUGACUGCAUCCUCCUCGACUUCUUUGACGACCACGACAUCUGGCACUUCCUCUCCUCCAUUGCCAUGUUUGGGUCAUUCCUGGUGUUGCUGACGCUGGACGACGACCUUGACACCGUGCAGCGGGAUAAGAUCUACGUCUUCUAGCGGGAGCCAGGCCCCUUGCUUUACUCACGGGGGGG